Strongylocentrotus purpuratus (purple sea urchin) is the source of this 3597-nucleotide messenger RNA. Its product is annotated as MAM and LDL-receptor class A domain-containing protein 1-like. The coding region runs from base 1 to 3597 and encodes 1198 amino acids. Gene Ontology annotation, molecular function: protein binding. The record is from RefSeq and is a predicted model, not a curated record. The transcript has 22 exons. NCBI's taxonomy places the organism in Eukaryota, Metazoa, Echinodermata, Echinoidea, Camarodonta, Strongylocentrotidae. Gene Ontology annotation, cellular component: membrane.
AUGGCUAUCGAUACCAGCUCAACUAUGCAGGAGCAGAAAGCACGCUUCUAUAGUGACGUCAUUGACGAGGACCAAUCCAUGUGUCUCAUCUUUUGGUUCCACAUGUACGGAGCACACGUCGGAACGCUCAACGUUGGCUAUGGGGACGUGACCGGAAUUCCAGUCGGGCCUGCAAUCUGGACCAGGUUGGGGGAACAGAGCUACAACUGGCUAUACGGCCAUGUAGCCAUCGGACCCACCCCGACCAAUCCUCGUGUCUUCUUUGAAGGGAUAGCAGGAGACGGUAACCAAGGUGAUAUCGCCAUUGAUGACGUCAUCGUUGUAAACGGUUCAUGCCCUGCAUUGCUAUACUGUGACUUCCAGUCUAGUGAUAUGUGCGGGUACACCAACGAUGAUGAGGCGAGAUUGCAAUGGACGAGGGAUCGAGGUCUCUCCGCCGUCUCCGGUCCGUACGUCGAUCACUCCACCGGCACAGCUGAUGGUUUCUACAUAAGAGUAAAAUCGGGUCAGUUCCCACGGAGGGGUGAUCAGGGGAUCUUGACCUCUCUGUCUUACCCAAGACCAAUCAGUGGAUAUAGGUGUUUGGAAUUCUGGUAUAUGAUGAAUUAUGAUGUGGGCGACUUAACAGUCGAUGCGAUAUUCUUGGAUUUGAACCUAUUUGAAGUAUCAACUGUAUCUCAAACAUUUACGGGUCCAACAGGUGGCUUCUGGCGGAAGGGAUCGAUGGAGGUCGAGACCUACCAAGAGAAUCUCUUCCGGUUCACAUUGACCGUUCAAAAUACGCUAUCCGGGGCCUAUGUUGCUAUUGAUGACAUUUUCGCUAAAGGGGAGAAGUGCGCGGGACAGCUAGGGUCAUGCGAUUUCGAGAUCGACACGUGUGAUUGGUCGAAUACGCAGAACCAUGACGAGAUUGACUGGCUACGACACAGCGGCUCUACGGGCAACGAACAAGGUAGCCCUGACUACGAUCACACCACCGGCACUCCGUCGGGCUGGUACAUGUUCAUCGACUCGUCUCUUAGCACCUUCGGUUCACGGGCGAGAUUGGAAUCGACGGGACUGGAUACGGGUUCGUCCUCGGUCUGUUUCAGUCUGUGGUACCAUAUGUCUUGCGGUGGGGAUAGCCAGAAUACUUUGAGCGUUGCCGGGGAAACUGCAUCAGACUCGUUCAGCCUUUGGUCAUUCACAGGUGUUACGAAUGCAGAGUGGAUUAAUAAACAAAUUAGCUUCGUCCAUUCUAUAUCGUACAGACUUUUGAUUGAAGGCACACUUGGAGCAUCCUCUCUUUGUGACGUAGCCAUAGAUGACCUGUCCUUCUACGAGGGCGCCUGCGACGGUGGGGGCACGCCAGCCCCGCCUUUCGAGUGUACAACAGGCGAGGAGGUGAUUAACAGUCAAAAGAUAUGUGACAUGCAUCCUGAUUGUGCAGACGGGUCGGACGAGCUCAAUUGCGGAAUCUGCAACUUUGAGGAAAGUCAAUGUGGCUAUACAACCGAUCCCACCGGUCUCUACCCAUGGAUGCGCUAUGGUGAUAAUGUCCCAACCACCCCACCCCCAACCCUUGUCCUUCCGGUGAAGAACCCGUUGACUUCAAACCGAACGUACAUGAUUGUUGACAAUACAGCGAUGCCAGGCGAUGGGGCUGAGAACUCGCGAUUGGUCAGUCAGGUGAUUCAAGAAGUCAGCUCUGAAUGCAUCAUUGAGUUUUCCUAUUACCUCUCCGGGUUAGAUACUCUGAUGGUAUCCUACACGACGAGCCGUGAGGAGGAGACAAUCCUCUACCGAGCUGCUCGUCCUCGUACUGGCUCCUGGCAGCUAGCCAUCCUAUCCGUGGGACGGAUCAGAAACCCAUUCCAGUUCAACUUCUUAGCAACGCACUAUAUCGGCGGGAGCCCAGGAGUAACAGCCGUUAGUGACGUCACACUCGUAAGAUGCGAGUUCCCUGACACGCAGGAGACGUGCAUUGGCGAGUUCAGCUGCUCCAAUAGGGCUUGUGUUUUCUACGAUACCGUGUGCGACUUCACUGAUGAUUGCGGCGACUAUUCGGAUGAAAUCAUGUGCGAUCCUGAGAGGCACAUGGCCAGAUGCGACUUUGAGACCAGCCUCUGCUCCUUUACCCACCUAGCCAGCGACUAUCCGUGGAUCCGAACUGCCGGUGUCCAUGUACCCGAUAAACAGUACGCACCAACCCGAGAUCAUACGACCAACGCUAGAGGGGGGUACUACAUGCUGGCCGAGGCCUUCGGGAGAAGAUCGGGGGAAGUCGCGAGGCUCGCUUCGCCGGUCUUCCUAGAAACGGGCAUUGCGUCAACUUGCACUGUUCGUUUCUACCUGUUUGGUAAUGGACCAGACGUUGGAACCUUAAACAUCUACACCAGAACGACCAAUGGGGGCGCUCUAAACCUCGUGCGGAGCUUAGCGAACUUUGCAAUUGACAGUUUCACCUUUAUCGAGGAGUUUCUGAUUGUUCUGGAUAAUUUCCAAGUCGUCAUUGAAGCAAAGGUCGGCGAAGGUCCCGAAGCUGCUAUCGCCAUCGAUGACAUCAGUUUCUUGAACUGUGACCUCUCCGCUGAGCCUCUCCCCAUCGGGUCGACGACCCCCGGCCCGAGUACGCUGGCACCCUGUCCAAACGAGGACGACUUCCAGUGCGGUGACGGGCAGUGCGUAGCUGGCGAUGACGUGUGCGAUUUCCUAACGCAGUGCUCUAACGCUAUGGACGAGAGAUUUUGCGGCAAUUGUGAGUUUGAUGUGGAUUUAUGCGGUUCGACUAACUUCGGUUGGCGUCGAAGGGAAGCCGGAUCGGAUCCGGAUUAUCUCCCAACCGAUCACUUCCUGAACCCGACAGAACCCGGGUACUACUUAGAAAGCAGCUAUGGAGUCAACACGCUGACCACGCCCCUGAUAGGCCCAACCGGUCCGAACUGCUCUGUCGAGUUGUAUUACUAUAUGAGCAACUCCUCCGCCCAGCUAGAGCUGAGAGUCUACGUGUUAUCUGGGCCUUCCCUCGCCCUCUUCACCGGCCGAGAUUCUGCGAACCGAUGGGAGAAGGCGACGGUGGUUGUCGGGCAAUUCACUUUUAGCAUAAAGCUUGCUUUCGACCAUAUAUAUCUGCUGCCUCCUAACGGGGAGUUUAUGGCCCUAGACGGUAUAUCAUACAUACAAUGCGAGGAACCGCAAUUCCCAACUACAACGCCCAAAGCGACUACUACCCCCAUCCUAAUAUCACCUAGUCAGUCCCUUACAACCAGUGGAUCUAAACCCACAACGAGAGGCAUACGACCUACCACACGACCUACCACCCAGUCAACUAGCAGUAAACCCGAACGUACAACUAGCGGUGUAGAAACAACAGUGGGAGAGAAUCUGCCGUCAAACUCUCCGAAUACCGCACUGAUCGCCUCUCUGUCUGUUGUUUUCGGAGUUAUGCUUUUAGUGCUUGUCGUUUUAUCUCUCAUUUUCUGGAAGAAAAAGCGAACAAGUUUUUCAGAGGGCUUGGACAAUCCUAGUUACAGCAAAAAUUCUGAUUCCAUUCACGUAAGUAUAUGGGGAGGGGUCGUGUUCGCCACAAAUGCGAACAAGAGCGACUACGAAUUAUAG